AUGCCGGCCAUGCUGGAUGACCCGGCGAGCCCCACAAUCUACCGCGUCUCCGGCGCCCCGCCCUACCCGGACCCGAACAAGCCCGAACUACCGGCCGACAUCGUCCCCCGUCAAGUGACCCUCCGGGACCGCCAGACCGUCGCCACAAUCAUCCCCUUCGCCUCCCAGCAUGAGGUGCCACAGUCCCUCGUCCGCUACCUCAGCGACCAGCUCAACAAGGAAAUCGAGGGCGGCGACACCUACCCGAUGACCGAGGUCAUGGCCCCCGAGAAGUUCGGCGCCUACUGGUUCCAGAACUUCGGCGCCGUCAUGCUCCUCGGCAACGUCGACCCCUCCGACCUCGCCGAGGACAUGGACUGGUCCCGCGAGUGCCUCGGCAGCUUCUACAUCAAGCCCAACUACCCGGGCCGCAGCUCCCACGUCUGCAACGCCGGCUUCCUCGUCACCGACGCCUCCCGCAACCGCGGCGUCGGCCGCCUCAUGGGCGAGUGCUACAUCGACUGGGCCCCGAAGCUGGGCUACACCUACUCCGUCUUCAACCUCGUCUACGAGACCAACGUCGCCUCGUGCAAGAUCUGGGACGCCCUCGGCUUCAAGCGCAUCGGCCGCGUCAAGGGCUGCGGCAACCUCAAGUCCCACCCGGGCGUGCUCAUCGACGCCAUCAUCUACGGGCGCGACCUCGUCCCCGGCGAAUCCGAGGAACUCGUGAGUGAAGAGCGUUUCGACAAGAUCAAGUUCUACCUCAAGUACGGCAAGUACCCGGCCGGGGCUGACCGCGCCGAGAAAAGCAGGCUCCGGAGCGCCGCCACCCACUACAAGCUGCUUGACGGCGACCGCCUGAUGCUCAAGGACAAGGAGGUCGUCCCGGACCCGCGGAGACAGUACGAGAUCGCGCGCGAGGUCCACGUCGCCAGCCACGGCGGCAUCAACAAGACGACGGCCACCAUUGCCGAGAAGUAUCACUGGAGCCGGAUCAAGGAGACGGUGAGCGACGUUAUCCGGAACUGUGCUGAGUGUAAGGAGUUGGGGAAGAUGCCUGCGCCGGGGGGUAACGGUGGUGCGAGGGGCAGGGCGGCGGCCGCCGCAGCAGCUGCCGCGAGUAAAGCCGCGCCUAUUUCUAACAAUUCUCUUUCGGAUCAUCAUUCUUUGUCUGCUUCUACUACCACGCCGCCCCUAUCGACCGCGAACGCCAGCGCCGCAGCUCGCGCUCUGGGGCUCCAGAAUCACCAUCUUCCGCCUCUCUCUCCACCUCGGUCAUCACCCUAUGCAGAAGUCGCGUCAAUACCACCGUCACAUACCCUCCGCGACCCAUCAGCCUCUCCCCUCCCACGCCAUCCACAUCACAACCCCAUGUUACAAGACGAAUCAUACCAGCCCAUCGACCCGCAAAUCAUCGGCCCGCCGGCGACAACUCACGACCCGUACAGCCAUUAUCACCCGCACCAUACAGACUUCCAAGCUUUGCUGAACGCGACAGAGGCGGAGGAGACGCCGGAGGAGGCGGCUGCUGUGGAUCGAGAUUUGGAUAUGCUUAUUGAACAAGGGGACGAUGAGGAGGAAGAAGAUGUGGAUGAACCUAUGGGGGAUAAGGGACAGGAUAAGGAAAUGUAUGGGAUGGGGUACUCUGCGGGAUGA
Molecule: messenger RNA, 1635 nt
Organism: Colletotrichum karsti
Lineage: Eukaryota; Fungi; Ascomycota; Sordariomycetes; Glomerellales; Glomerellaceae
Exons: 1
Coding region: 1-1635 (544 amino acids)
Molecular function (GO): acyltransferase activity, transferring groups other than amino-acyl groups
Source: RefSeq, a predicted model, not a curated record